UGCUACCUCCCAAGCCCUGAACCAGACCGCAUUGCUGACUGCUGCCCCAGCUGAGUAGACCACUGUGUUUUAGGAUUUCUGCUGGCUGCAGGCUGCGUGGGACGCACCCGGGGAGACCCUCCAGACACACAAUGGAAGCAGUGAUCUUUGAGGAUGUGGUUGUGAACUUCACCUUGGAGGAGUGGGCUUUGCUAAAUCCAUCCCAAAAGAAGCUCUACAGAGAUGUGAUGGGGGAAACCUUUAGGAACAUGGCUGCUAUAGAAAGAGCCUGGGAUGAUAACCAGGAACUUGAAGAGGAGUACAAAACUUACUGGAGAAAUCUAAGAAAUACAUCCUGGAAUCAAUAUAAGGAAAUACUCCUUCAGACUCCAGAUGCUGAUGUCGUCAUGAAACUCGCUGGCUUAAAGCCAGCUGAGAGCCUUACUUACAGAAAGCCCCUGAUUGGGCCUUUGUUCCUCAAUGGGCCCAUCAUAGCUCACACUGCCCUGAAGCCAUGUGAGUAUCUGGGAUCUGAAGAGCUGUGUAAUUGUAAUGAGCCUGGAAGAACCUGCAGUGAUUUCCAGUCCUUUCAGAAGCAUGCAAGGGCAAAGGCUAGAGGGAAAUCCUAUGAAUGUGGUCAGUGUGGAAAGUCCUGUUCUGACCUUAGUGAAAGAACUCACCUUAGAGAGAAGACCUUUGUGUGUAAGGAAAAAUUGAAAGCCUCCAGUACACCCAGUGAUGUUCAGAUCCAUGAAAGAAAUCACAGUAGGGAGAGGUGCUACGUAUGUAAGCAAUGUGGGAAAGCCUUCAUGAGACGCAGUACCUGUAAAAUACAUGAAAGAAUUCAUAUAGGGAAGAAACCUUAUGUAUGUAAUCAGUGUGGGAAAGCUUUUACUACACAGAGUUAUUGUAAAGCACAUGAAAGAAGACACACUGGGGAGAAGCCCUAUGUGUGUAAGCACUGUGGGAAAGCUUUCAGCACACGUGGAUAUUGUGAAAUACAUGAAAGAAUUCACACAGGGGACAGACCCUUUGUAUGUAAGCAGUGUGGGAAAGCUUUCACAACACGUGGAUAUUGUGAAAUACAUGAAAGAAUUCACACGGGGGAGAAACCCUAUGUAUGUAAGCAGUGUGGGAAAGCAUUCAGUGCACAGUCUUAUUGCAACAUACAUGAAAGAAUUCACAGUGGAGAGAAGCCCUAUGUAUGUAAACAAUGUGGGAAAGCUUUCAGCAGGCGUAGAACAUGUACCAUGCAUGAAAGAAAUCACACUGGAGAGAAACCCUAUGUAUGUAAGCAAUGUGGGAAAGCUUUCAACACCCGCUGUGCUUUUCAAACACAUGAAAGACGUCACACUGGGGAGAAACCUUAUGUCUGUAAGCAAUGUGGGAAAGCUUUUAGCACACAGAUUCAUUGUCAAAGACAUGAACAAAUUCACAGUGGGGAGAAACCCUAUGUAUGUAAGCAGUGUGGGAAAGGUUUCACCACACGUGGUGCUUGUCAAAGACAUGAAAGAACUCACACUGGUGAAAAACCCUAUGUAUGUAAUCAAUGUGGAAAAGCUUUCAGUUCAAAGGGUUACUGUAAAAUACAUGAAGGAACUCACACUGGGGAGAAACCCUAUGUAUGUAAGCAAUGUGGGAAAGCUUUCAGCACACACUUUUAUCGUGAAAGGCAUGAAAGAACUCAUACUGGAGAGAAACCCUAUGUAUGUAAGCAAUGUGGGAAAGCUUUUAGCACAAACUCCAGACUUACUGAACACCAGAGGGUUCAUACUGGAGAAAAGCCCUACAAGUGUAAAGAAUGUGGCAGAGCCUUUCGUCUCUGCUCAAAUUUUAUUGAACACCAGAGAAUACACACAGGAGAGAAACCAUAUAAGUGUGAAGAAUGUGGCAAGGCCUUUAGAGUGUCCUCACACCUCACUCGACACCAGAGAAUUCACACUGGAGAAAAGCCCUACAAGUGUAAAGAGUGUGGCAAAGCCUUUGUUGAAAGCUCAAGCCUUACUCAACACCAGAGAAUUUAUACUGGUGAGAAGCCCUAUAAAUGUGCAGAAUGUGGCAACGCCUUUGGUCGGAGAUCCAUAUUUAUUAAACACCAGAGAGUUCAUACUGGUGAGAAACCCUACAGAUGUGAAGAAUGUGGCAAAGCUUUUGAUCAGAGAUCCAGACUUACUCAACACCAGAGAGUUCAUACUGGUGAGAAACCCUACAAGUGUGCAGAAUGUGGCAAAGCCUUUGUUGGAAGCUCAAGCCUUACUGAUCAUCAGAGAGUUCACACUGGCGAGAAACCCUACAAAUGUGCAGAAUGUGGCAAAGCCUUUGAUCGGAGGUCUAGGCUUAUUCAACAUGAGAGACUCCAUACUGGCGAGAGACCGUACAAGUGUGAGAAAUGCGACAAAGCCUUUGUUGGAAGCUCAAGCCUUACGCAGCACCAAAGAACUCAUACUGGGGGGAAACCCUACAGAUGUGAAGAGUGUGGGAAAACCUUUGAUCGAACCUCCAGACUUCUUCAACAUCAGAGAGUUCACACUGGGGAGAAACCCUACAGAUGUGCAGAAUGUGGCAAAACUUUUGACCAAAACUCAAGCCUUACUCAACACCACAGAGUUCACACUGGCAGAAAACCCUACACAUGUGCAGAAUGUGGCAAAGCCUUUGAUCGAAGAUCUAGGCUUAUUCAACACCAGAGAGUUCAUACUGGUGAGAAACCCUACAAAUGCACAGAAUGUGGCAAAGCUUUUAAUCAAAGGUCAAGCCUUGCUCAACACCAGAGAGUUCAUACCAGGAAGGGAUCCUACAAAUGGGAAGAAUGUGGGAAAGUCUCUGAUCAAAGCUCCAGGCUUCUUCAGCCACAGUUUUCAUACUGGUGAGAAGCUACAAAUAUAGAAAGUGGCAAAGCCUUUGUUGGAAACUUCUGUUCAGAGUAGAAGGACACCUUGAACUUGAGGUCUCCUCUAAGAAGUUGUCCAGCCACUGACCUCUCAUUCUACUUGUUGGAUUUUAAAUUUCUUUUCUUUUCUUUUCUUUUUUUUGUUGUUGUUUUUUGUUUUUUUGGUUGGU
Fukomys damarensis (Damara mole-rat) is the source of this 3039-nucleotide messenger RNA. Its product is annotated as zinc finger protein 420. Gene Ontology annotation, biological process: negative regulation of transcription by RNA polymerase II. The coding region runs from base 132 to 2849 and encodes 905 amino acids. Gene Ontology annotation, molecular function: DNA-binding transcription repressor activity, RNA polymerase II-specific; RNA polymerase II transcription regulatory region sequence-specific DNA binding. Lineage: Eukaryota; Metazoa; Chordata; Mammalia; Rodentia; Bathyergidae. The transcript is spliced from 5 exons. Gene Ontology annotation, cellular component: nucleus. The record is from RefSeq and is a predicted model, not a curated record.